AUCGUCUUUCUUACCGACCUCACCAGACGACGGUGAUUUUAGGGAUUUUCGUGUUCAUCAAGGCUCGCACGGAGGUUUUAGGGCUUUUCCUCUCAGCGAUUUGGCUGGUCCUUUGGAUUUGUUGAAAUCUGAAGCUAUGUGGAACAAUGAUGGUACGCCCUUAGCUCCUCCUGGCACCUACGGUUCGAGGAUGCAGACACCAACACAGCCCGCUGAUCACCCUUCUUACACGGCGCCUUCUAAUCGGAAUCCUCCGACGGAACCUACUUCUGAGGAUGCGGAGGCGAAGCUUGAGAAGAAGGCCAGAACAUGGAUGCAGCUCAAUUCCAAACGGUACGGCGACAAGAGGAAAUUUGGGUUCGUGGAAACUAAGAAGGAGGACAUGCCACCUGAGCAUGUUAGGAAAAUCAUCAGGGAUCAUGGUGAUAUGUCAUCUAAGAAACAUGGACUUGACAAACGUGUAUAUCUUGGAGCACUUAAGUUUGUUCCUCACGCAGUUUUCAAGCUCCUGGAGAAUAUGCCUAUGCCCUGGGAACAGGUCCGGGACGUGAAGGUCUUGUACCACAUCACUGGAGCUAUUACUUUUGUGAACGAGGUACCAUGGGUUGUGGAACCUAUUUACAUGGCUCAGUGGGGUUCUAUGUGGAUAAUGAUGAGAAGGGAGAAGAGGGAUCGUCGUCAUUUCAAGAGAAUGCGGUUUCCACCAUUUGAUGAUGAGGAGCCUCCUCUAGACUAUGCUGAUAACCUACUGGACGUGGAUCCUCUAGAGCCAAUUCAGUUGGAGCUAGACGAGGAAGAAGAUUCUGCUGUAUACUCUUGGUUUUACGACCACAAGCCACUUGUAAAAACAAAACUGAUCAAUGGUCCAAGUUACCAGACGUGGAAUCUCUCACUUCCAAUUAUGUCAACCCUUCACAGGCUUGCAGCCCAGUUGUUGUCUGAUUUGGUUGAUCGCAACUACUUCUACUUGUUUGACAUGCCAUCAUUCUUCACAGCAAAGGCACUGAACAUGUGCAUACCAGGCGGUCCUAAGUUUGAGCCUUUGUAUCGUGAUAUGGAGAAAGGAGAUGAGGACUGGAAUGAAUUUAAUGACAUCAACAAGCUUAUCAUUCGAUCCCCUCUGCGAACUGAGUACCGAGUAGCUUUCCCCCAUCUGUACAAUAAUAGGCCCAGGAAAGUAAAACUCUGUGUCUAUCACACUCCUAUGAUUAUGUACAUAAAGACGGAGGAUCCUGAUCUUCCUGCGUUUUAUUAUGAUCCAUUAGUUCACCCAAUAAGUAACUCGAGUAACACUAAUAAAGAACAUCGCAAAAGUAAUGGUUAUGAUGAUGAUGAGGAUGACUUUGUGUUACCAGAAGGAGUGCAACCUUUGCUGAAUAACUCCCCACUCUACACUGAAACUACAGCUGCUGGCAUUUCAUUGUUGUUUGCCCCUCGGCCUUUCAAUAUGAGGUCUGGGAGGACUCGGCGGGCAGAGGAUAUACCCCUUGUUGCAGAAUGGUUUAAGGAGCACUGUCCUCCAGCAUAUCCUGUCAAAGUUCGGGUUAGUUACCAGAAGCUUUUGAAGUGUUAUGUACUCAAUGAGCUGCACCAUAGACCACCUAAGUCUCAGAAGAAGAAGCACUUGUUCCGAUCUCUUGCAGCUACAAAGUUUUUCCAGAGCACCGAACUGGAUUGGGUUGAAGUGGGUCUGCAAGUCUGCCGGCAGGGAUAUAAUAUGCUGAACCUGUUGAUUCACAGGAAGAAUUUGAACUACCUGCACCUUGAUUAUAACUUUAACCUCAAGCCUGUGAAAACUCUGACAACCAAGGAACGAAAGAAGUCACGUUUUGGAAACGCUUUCCAUCUCUGCCGUGAGAUCCUCCGGGUGACAAAGCUUGUAGUUGAUGCAAAUGUCCAGUUCCGACUUGGUAAUGUUGAUGCCUUUCAAUUGGCUGAUGGCCUGCAAUAUAUAUUUUCCCAUGUUGGGCAAUUGACAGGUAUGUAUCGAUAUAAGUACAGGCUUAUGAGACAAAUCAGGAUGUGCAAGGAUUUGAAACACUUGAUCUAUUACCGUUUCAAUACUGGUCCUGUGGGUAAAGGACCAGGGUGUGGAUUUUGGGCUCCAAUGUGGAGGGUAUGGUUGUUUUUCCUUCGCGGAAUAGUUCCUCUUCUAGAACGAUGGUUAGGGAACCUGCUUGCACGUCAAUUUGAGGGGCGUCACUCAAAGGGAGUGGCCAAAACAGUCACAAAACAGAGAGCUGAAAGCCAUUUUGAUUUGGAGCUUCGAGCUGCUGUCAUGCAUGAUGUCGUUGAUGCAAUGCCAGAGGGUAUCAAGCAAAAUAAAGCGCGGACGAUAUUGCAGCACCUUAAACAGGAACGACAACAUAAUUUUCAGAAAGAUGGUCCAUAUGUCACUGCGGAUGAAGGAAUUGCAAUUUAUAGCACCACUCGUCAUCUUCUCACUCAGCAUAGCUUCAAAGAAGUUGGCAUAGAGUUUAUGGAUCUAUAUAGCCAUUUGAUUCCUACGAAGUUUGAAAAACUCUUUGAGAAGAUUGAUUUUACAGUGUUGAACAGCCUUCUUCGUUUGGUUCUUGAUCCUAAGCUUGCAAACUAUGUGACUGGCAAGAAUAAUGUGUGUUGGCCAAGAGAUGCAAGGAUGAGGUUAAUGAAACAUGAUGUCAAUCUUGGUAGAAGUGUCUUUUGGGAUAUGAAGAAUCGUCUUCCUCGAAGCAUCACAACCUUGGAGUGGGAGAAUGGCUUCGUCUCCGUGUACAGCAAGGAUAAUCCAAACUUGCUUUUCAGCAUGUGUGGAUUUGAAGUCCGCAUGCUUCCAAAAAUCAGGAUGGGCCAAGAAGCUUUCAGCAGCACAACGGAUGGGUCAACAACAUUUACCAAAAUCGUCAAUAAAUGGAAUACAGCCCUGAUAGGCCUCAUGACUUACUUCCGUGAAGCCACUGUACAUACGCAAGAGCUCUUGGAUCUGCUUGUUAAAUGUGAAAAUAAAAUCCAAACGAGGGUUAAGAUUGGAUUGAACUCAAAGAUGCCUAGUCGAUUUCCUCCUGUUAUCUUCUACACUCCAAAGGAAAUUGGCGGGCUUGGAAUGUUGUCUAUGGGUCAUAUUUUGAUCCCACAAAGUGACCUUCGGUACAGCAAGCAGACAGAUGUUGGUCGGGUGUGGGCAGAAUAUGCUUUAAAGAGGCAGGAAGCACAGGCCCAAAAUAGACGUCUAACGUUGGAGGAUCUGGAAGACUCUUGGGAUAGGGGAAUUCCGCGUAUAAAUACGCUGUUCCAGAAGGAUAGGCACACUUUAGCAUAUGAUAAAGCUCUUGGAGGUGUUGAGGGUAUUCUUGAGCACACCUUAUUUAAAGGAACAUACUUUCCAACGUGGGAGGGUCUUUUUUGGGAGAAGGCAUCUGGUUUUGAGGAGUCUAUGAAAUAUAAGAAGCUGACAAAUGCGCAGAGGGCUAAAUUCAUGGAUUACACAACGGACAACAUGUCUAUCUAUCCAUCUCCGACAGGUGUAAUUAUUGGGCUUGAUUUGGCCUAUAACUUGCAUUCUGCCUUUGGGCAACUAUUCCUAAAGGUCAUUCAUACAAGCGUUUGGGCUGGGCAGAAGCGCCUCGGUCAGCUAGCGAAAUGGAAAACUGCUGAAGAGCCAGACAUGUCUGUUGUCACUGAGCCAAAUCACAUCUGGCCCUCUCUCACUGACGGCCAAUGGAUGAAGGUGGAGGUUGCUCUUAGAGAUCUCAUCCUUUCUGACUACGCGAAGAAGAACAACGUGAAUACGUCAGCUCUGACACAGUCAGAGGUCAGAGAUAUAAUACUUGGAGCUGAGAUUACUCCUCCGUCUCAGCAGAGGCAACAGAUAGCUGAGAUUGAGAAACAGGCAAAGGAAGCGAGCCAGCUUACUGCAGUCACAACAAGAACCACAAAUGUUCAUGCUACUAACCUCUACCUCAGGGUCAACCACAUCUACGUGAACUCGGACGACAUAAAGGAAACUGGAUACACCUACAUUAUGCCCAAGAACAUAUUGAAGAAGUUCAUAUGCAUAGCGGAUCUUCGAACUCAAAUUGCUGGAUAUUUAUAUGGGAUAAGUCCGCCGGAUAAUCCCCAAGUGAAGGAAAUCCGUUGUGUUGUGAUGGUGCCGCAAUGGGGAAAUCACCAGCAAGUUCAACUGCCGUCGUCUCUUCCGGAACAUCAGUUCUUGGAUGAUUUAGAGCCCCUGGGAUGGAUGCACACACAGCCUAACGAGCUUCCUCAGUUUUCACCACAGGAUGUGACUUUUCACUCCCGUGUUCUGGAGAAUAACAAGCAAUGGGACGGAGAAAAAUGCAUCAUCCUGACAUGUAGUUUCACUCCGGGCUCAUGCUCUUUGACGUCAUAUAAGCUGACGCAAGCCGGAUAUGAAUGGGGACGGCUGAACAAAGACACAGGCAGCAAUCCCCACGGUUACCUUCCCACCCACUAUGAGAAGGUUCAGAUGCUCUUGAGUGACCGUUUCUUCGGGUUCUACAUGGUUCCUGAGAACGGACCCUGGAACUACAACUUCAUGGGAGUGAAUCACACGGUGGGCAUGAACUACAGCUUGAAACUCGGAACCCCCAAGGAGUACUAUCACCAAGACCAUCGACCCACUCAUUUCCUCGAGUUCAGCAAUAUGGAAGAGGAUGGUGACCUCGAUCGUGAGGACUCUUUUGCUUAAGACGUUUUUUGGAUGUAUGAUGUAAUCAUGUAAAUUAAGUUUGCAAAUUGUU
Molecule: messenger RNA, 4739 nt
Organism: Arabidopsis arenosa
Lineage: Eukaryota; Viridiplantae; Streptophyta; Magnoliopsida; Brassicales; Brassicaceae
Source: the annotation of a GenBank genome assembly